Molecule: messenger RNA, 3128 nt
Organism: Struthio camelus australis
Lineage: Eukaryota; Metazoa; Chordata; Aves; Struthioniformes; Struthionidae
Source: RefSeq, a predicted model, not a curated record
UCGGGCCGGGCCCGGCCACCGGGUACUGACCGCUUUGUUUCCUUCACACUAGUUCUCGUGAAUUCGGGGUCACGGCACGAAGCGAAGUACCUCAGCGGCAUUUCUCACUUCUUGGAAAAGCUGGCUUUUUCCUCCACAGCUCGGUUUGUUAGCAAAGAUGAAAUUCUCCUCACCUUGGAAAAGCACGGGGGCAUUUGUGACUGCCAGGCAUCAAGGGACACAAUAAUGUAUGCCGUUUCUGCUGACGCCAAAGGCCUGGACACAGUGGUCAAUUUGCUGGCUGAUGUAGUGCUACAGCCCAGGUUAUCAGAUGAAGAAAUUGAGAUGACUCGAAUGGCUAUACGAUUUGAGCUUGAAGAUUUGAAUAUGAGACCUGAUCCGGAGCCUCUACUCACGGAAAUGAUCCAUGCGGCAGCCUACAGAGAAAAUACAGUUGGACUCAACAGGUUCUGCCCAGUAGAAAACACUGACAAAAUUGAUCGGGAAGUCCUCCAUUCGUACCUGCGCAACUACUAUACGCCGGACAGGAUGGUGCUGGCUGGGGUGGGGAUCGAGCACGAGCAGUUAGUGGAGUGUGCCAAGAAGUAUCUGCUUGGAGUAGAGCCAGCGUGGGGUAGCGGAAAGACCAAGGACGUUGACAGAUCUGUGGCUCAGUACACAGGAGGCAUUGUCAAGGUUGAAAAAGAUAUGUCAGAUGUGAGCCUGGGCCCUACUCCAAUCCCAGAGCUUACCCACAUCAUGAUUGGGCUAGAAAGCUGCUCAUUUUUAGAGGAAGAUUUCAUUCCCUUUGCAGUAUUAAACAUGAUGAUGGGAGGUGGCGGCUCUUUUUCAGCUGGAGGGCCUGGCAAGGGCAUGUUCACCCGACUCUAUCUCAAUGUACUCAACAGGCACCACUGGAUGUAUAAUGCAACCUCCUACCAUCACAGUUAUGAAGAUACAGGUCUCCUGUGUAUUCAUGCCAGUGCAGAUCCAAAACAGGUUCGGGAGAUGGUGGAAAUCAUUACAAGAGAAUUCAUUCUAAUGGCAGGAGCAGUGGGAGAGGUAGAACUUGAGCGAGCAAAGACGCAACUGAAAUCCAUGCUCAUGAUGAACCUUGAGUCUCGGCCAGUUAUCUUUGAAGAUGUGGGAAGGCAAGUGUUGGCAACAAACACAAGGAAACUACCUCAUGAGCUCUGCACGCUCAUCAGUGAUGUGAAAUCUACUGACAUCAAGAGAGUGGUCACUAAGAUGCUUCGUAACAAACCAGCUGUGGCUGCACUGGGUGACUUAACAGAUUUGCCCACCUAUGAACACAUCCAGGCAGCACUUUCCAGUAAGGAUGGGCGACUCCCUCGGAUGUAUCGGCUCUUUCGAUAAAUCAGUGCAUAUUGCAGAUAUCUAUGACAGACUACUUUUUUUUUUUUUUAUAAACAUUUGUUGGAUUAUAACAUUGCUGCAAAACCGCCCAUACCUUUCCAGGCAUAGUGUGCAAACAUGGGAGUAAGCUACAGCUGAACAAAACUGCUUCACAAGAUUGGACUGCGACGAGCUCAUUAUGUUGUGGGCUUAUAAGCCAUCCUGGCUCUGGAGGAGUUAUUUUUCACCUUCUGAGUAGAUUUAUGGCAGAAGAUGGCUGUAUGCAGCCUUUUCUUGGCAUUGGGGAGAACACAGCAAGGCAGAAUAUUCAUCACUAGCGGAAAGCAUGUAGCUGAGAAGGAAUAAGUGUGUUACCACUUAAUCAUAGUGCAAGACCAGCCUUUUCGGCAGCACAGGCAGGGCUGCCAGCGUGGAGGCACCUGUGUGUGCCAUUUUUGAGGUAUGUGGCAGCCUGCCCUUCCCUCCAUUGUGGCCACAGCACCUGUGCAGGGCAGACAGUUGGCCAUGUUGGCUGGCAGUGGGCCGGAUGGGAUUAAACUACAGGCGCCUUCAGGCUAGGCUGCUCUGGUAAAGGCACAGAGCGUGUUCACGUUAGCUUUCCUUCAUAAGGCUGAUGGUGACAAUCCAAAUCUACCACAUUUGUUAGUUAAAACAUUGAUUUAGAGACGUUCGGUUUGACAAGUCAGUUGGCCUCCAGUGACAUACACUGGGAGCCCGCAGCCUUAUGCGGGCAUAGGAAGACUGAAAAUGCUGUUAAAGGGUCUGGCUUACAUAUGUGAUUUCAAAGAAUAUUUAUAGCUAUUACCAAGGUGGACAAAUAUUUGGUCGAAAUGAAUUUGGAAAAUAUUAGUUAUUAUCCCUGUGCACUUAGGCAACAAGUUUUCUGCAUUCUAUUUUUUUGUUAGAAGAAUCAUGGAUCGUUUCGUCAGUGUAACUUACCUUCUGUAAUACUCUUUGAAAUAACGUGUCUGGAAAGAGCUUGAUAAUUUUGCUAGAAAGAGCUCAAAGGAAAGUAGACCUAGAGCGAAAACAGUUUCUGGGAAAUCCAUUUAUGGAGCUAGUCUUCCUAACUCUAUGUGGAUAUUUAUUCUAGAAUGAAAGCAAUCCUAUUCUUUAGAUUAUUUCACUUGCAAGCGGAUUAUGCUAAAGAAUAAAGUGCUUUUACUCCAGAAUUGGCAUCCAAACAAGAAGUUAUUAAAGGAGAUGCUGCUGCACCUUAAAUUCAUACUCUCCCUUUCUUCAAAUUGUUAUUCAGGUGAACAUCUGCAAAAAAAGGCCUUGUAAACAAAAGACAUAGCUCUGUCUUUGCUGUGAGACUGACAGUUUAGUUAGGAGUCAAGAUCAACAAAGUGAGGAUGGAAAGAUGAUAAAGUGGUUGACUCUUGGGAAAAACUAGGAUGCUGCCGCAUUACAGAAAGAGACGUGAAGCUAAGUGAAACACACUUGACAUUACUGGAGCCACUGUGGCCCGUAAGAGCUGAUUUACCUAAUCCCCUACCAUAUACGCUUAAAAAAACGUAGGCUGCUGCACUGCAGCAAUUCACUGGCUUGGUACGUCUUUUAAGGAGCAAUCAAACUGGGAGCAGAACACUAUGAGGCAGCUACUGUCUGCUUUAUCCCCGUAACUUCCCUCCUGCAACUGGAAGAAAAGAUGUUGCGUUGCUUCUUAUGGACCCCACACUAUGGACGUCUGUAGAUGCCUCUGUCCUAUUCAGUUGUUGUGUACGUUUGUAAAGAAAAUAAAGAGACUUUUAAAUGACUGGAGCAAGUAA